CGAGAUGAAGCUGCACUGCGAGGUGGAGGUGGUCAGCCGGCAGUUGCCGGCCCUGGGGCUGAGGAACCGCGGCAAGGGGGCCCGCGCCGUGCUGAGCCUGGGUCAGCAGGCGCUCAGCAGUGGGCCGGGCGGCCCGCGCCGCGCCUGCCUGCUCGUCUCCACGCUGAAGGACCGGCGUGGGACCCGCUACAAGCUAACGGAGAACAUUGAGCAACUCUUCACCAAAUUUGUGGAUGAGGGGAAAGCCACUGUUCGUUUAAAGGAGCCUCCUGUGGAUAUCUGUCUAAGUAAGGCCAAUUCCAGCAGUUUAAAGGGUUUCCUUUCAGCUGUGAAACUGGCUCACAGAGGCUGUGAUGUUGAAGCCCCGCUCUCAUUGCUGACACCUGUGAAGACUUCAGAAUUUGAAAAAUUUAAAACUAAAAUGGUUAUCACAUCCAAAAAGGAUUAUCCUCUAAGCAAGAACUUUCCAUAUUCUCUGGAACAUCUUCAGACUUCUUACUGUGGGCUCGUCCAAGUUGAUAUGCGUAUGCUUUGCUUAAAAAACCUUAGGAAAUUAGACUUGAGUCACAAUCAUAUAAAAAAGCUUCCAACUACAAUUGGAGACCUCAUACACCUUCAAGAACUGAACCUGAGUGACAAUCACUUGAAGUCAUUUAGUGUAGCCUUGUGUCACUCUGCACUCCAGAAGUCACUUCGGUGUUUGGAUCUCAGCAAGAACAAAAUCAAAGCACUCCCUGUGCAGUUUUGCCAGCUCCGAGAACUUACAGAUAUAAAACUUGAUGAUAAUGAAUUGAUUCGAUUGCCUUUCAAGAUAGGGCAACUAAGAAACCUUCGUUUUUUGUCAGCAGCCCGAAAUAAGCUUCCAUUUUUGCCUAGUGAAUUUAAAAAUUUAUCCCUUGAAUACUUGGAUCUUUUUGGAAAUGCUUUUGAACAACCAGAAGUCCUUCCAAUUAUAAUGCUGCAAAUGCCAUUAACUUUAUUGGAGUCUUCCGCAAGAACUGUAUUAAAUAAUAGGAUUCCAUACGGCUCCCGUAUCAUUCCAUUCCAUCUUUGCCAAGAUUUGGAUACUGCAAAAACCUGUGUUUGUGGAAGAUUCUGUCUAGAAAGUUUUAUUCAAGGAACUACUAAUAUGAAUCUACACUCUGUUGCUCACACUGUAGUCUUGGUAGAUAAUAUGGGUAGUACUGAAGUACCUAUUAUCUCUUACUUCUGUUCUCUGGAGUGUUAUGUAAAUUCCUCUGAUACGUUAAAGUAAUAGAUGAUACCACAAAAUGAAAUUUCAUUUAU
Otolemur garnettii (small-eared galago) is the source of this 1287-nucleotide messenger RNA. It is a transcript of the gene LRR1, whose product is annotated as leucine rich repeat protein 1. The transcript is spliced from 4 exons. NCBI's taxonomy places the organism in Eukaryota, Metazoa, Chordata, Mammalia, Primates, Galagidae. Gene Ontology annotation, molecular function: protein binding. The coding region runs from base 5 to 1255 and encodes 416 amino acids. The record is from RefSeq and is a predicted model, not a curated record.